Actinia tenebrosa (Australian red waratah sea anemone) is the source of this 3166-nucleotide messenger RNA. RefSeq lists its product as uncharacterized. The record is from RefSeq and is a predicted model, not a curated record. Gene Ontology annotation, molecular function: zinc ion binding; protein binding. NCBI's taxonomy places the organism in Eukaryota, Metazoa, Cnidaria, Anthozoa, Actiniaria, Actiniidae.
AGAAGGCUGCUGUUUACGAUGGCUAGCGCGUUAAAGCCGUUCGCUGACGAUUUGGAAGAUCAGCUUACUUGUUCCAUUUGUCAAGAAAUAUUCACAGAUCCGAAAACUCUGUCGUGUCUACACAGUUUCUGCUUAAAAUGUAUCGCUGACUGGUAUGUAAAAAGCGAAAGUCCAGUUUUGAAGCGAGUUAAUUGCCCCAUCUGCAGGGUACGAAUCGAUGUGCCAGACGGCGACGCCUCCAAGCUUCGAUCUUCAUUCCACUUGAAAUCUCUUUUACAGUUGCUCGAAGCUGCGAGAGCCAAGUCUGACCAAGAGCAAGCAGGAUUGCCGUUAUGCAUAUCAUGUGAAGAGCAUUCGAAAUUAGUCGCAUUUUGUCUGCAAUGCGAUGGAUUGAUCUGUGGCGUAUGUUUGGAUUCCCACAAAACAAUUAAGCAGCUUCGACAAGAACAUCAUGUACACCUGGUGGCCAAUUUUAAGAAAGAAAAUGUCGAUGUGAUAAGCAUUGAAGAAGCUGCUGAAGUAACGAAACAAGCCGCAAAACGAGACAUGGAAAAACUGAACCAACUAGAAGAGAAUUACAAAGAAGAAUUGGUCCAGUCAAAGACAAAUAUGGCGCGAAUUGAGAACGACGUACAUCUGGCAAAGCUAAAGGUUGGAGAUGUAGUAGAAUCGAUUAUCGAGACGGCGAGAGAACAUGAAACGGCGAUGAACGAGAAGCUCAAUGGGAUAUUAUCCGAUCGACAAAAGGCAAGUCAAGAUGAGCAGAAAGAUAUUGAAGCUGGCAUUAAUGAGUUAGCCGAAUUUUUACUUCGCUGUGAGACACUGCUGGACAAAAGUGCAGCAAGCGAAAUUGCAGUAAGUAAAGAUGACCUUGAGCUAAGUUUUCACUCAUAUUUGGAACGGCCCUCAAUUCUGCCAAGCAAACCGAUCCAACGAAACGUGACGGUGCGUUUUGUGACAAACCAGGAAGUAACACAAUCGUUACAAAAUGUUGGCAGAGUUGUUGAAAUUGUGUCAGAUCCCAUGCACUCUUCAAUUGCAUCAAUGAAGGAAGUAAGAUGUGGUUUUGUGAAUGAUUUUGUUAUUAUCACAAGGAAUUCAAGGGAUGAGCUGUGUCACACAGACAAGGGCUCCAUUGACGUAAGAAUCAAAGACCCUGAAGGAAACGAAGUCGAGAGAAGGCUAACUGAACAGAGCACUGGGAAAUACAGGGUAAGUUAUCGGGCAGAGAAAACUGUGAAGUAUGAAGUACAAGUGAAUAUUAGUGGUCAACCGAUCAGGAAUUCACCACAGAAUAUAAACACGCUUGAUAUGAACACAGAGUUUGUACACGUGAAAACGUUUGUGAGAGUUGAGGAAGAGGAAAAGGAAGAGGAAGAGGAAGAAGAAUCAUCCUUGCUAAAAGGUUUUAAGAAAAUCUCAGUCAAUGGUGUUAAUCAAGAGAUAGCAGUUCUUGAUCAAACAAACCGAUGCAUCAAAAUAUUCGAUGUUGUUGGUAACAGUUUGAGAAGUUUCAAUUGUGUGUCGCCUGAGAUGGAAGAAAGUAAGCACCUCUUUCCAACUGCAUUCGUUUGGAACGAAAACAAAAUCGUCAUCAGUCUUUAUCAUCAACAAAAUGGGAUAUGUGUUAUACAAGAAUUAGAUUUAAACGGUACUUUGCUAAACACCAUCCAUACAUCUGACGAGCCUAUUUUCCCGUUUAGCUUAUGUAUUACUGAAGAACAAAACCUUGCAGUGUGCUGUCCGCGUGAUGAUGAGCAUCAUAUCAAAGCAUGGAUAAAGUUGUUUAAUAAACAAUAUGAAUUGAUUCGUGAGUUUGAUGGCAUCGAGGAAGACGAUAAUCCUGUUUUCAUAACCUAUAAUAAUGGUAAACAUUUUGUCUCCUUUGUAAAUAAAAACUUAAUUCGUGUUUUUGAUAAGAAUGGAGCCUUCUUGUAUGAGUUUGGACAGAAAGGAGAACUGGACGGCCAGUUCGAUACUGUCGCUGGACUCACUGGUUAUGGCCCUGACAUGAUUCUUGCAUGUGAUUGUGUUAAUCACCGUGUUCAACUAUUAGCAACACGUGGAGAGUUUAUAACAUCGUUCAGUGGGUAUGACUCAGGUGUGAUGGAAGGACCUUGGGACAUAGCUGUUGGAGCUGACGGUAAAGUGUUUGUCUUACAAUAUGAUGGUAAAGUGCAUAUCUGGCGCUAGUGCGAAUAUCUCUCUUCUCAUUACCAAGCCAUUUACAAUGUAUUAUUGGUUAUUUAACACUGCAGUUAUAUAGUAGCACGCCGGCUAGACCCAGGUUGGCUAGACCCAAGAGCCCUGUCAUUCACACUGUGCAUGCUCGACCGAGAAAUUCCAAAGUUGUGACGAGAUAGAAAAUUGCUGUCGCUGAUUGGUCAAAUCAAACCGGCCGCGCGAGCAGUCAAGAGCCAAACGAGUGUAGCAUUAAUAUCUGGGAUCUAGAUUGCUAAAGGUAGAUUUUCGUUGACGUACUGCCAAUGUUUUAAAUCAGUAGAAUUAUUGGCGUACGUCAAGCAAUUAACUAAAGAAAAAGCUGUACACAAAUCAGAAGAUAGUUUAGUAUAAAUCAGCGAAAAUAGUUCGUUUGAUAUUUUUGUAGAAAUUUAGUAUUUUUCUUUGUGAAAUUAUAUCACAAAUUUAUGGCUGGAGAUUGCACCGAAGUAAUGACUAUAUGGUAGUUAAAAAAAAUAAGUUUAAAAAUUGUUUAGAUCUAAGCAUGGUGAACUAUAAAAAUAGUAUAAAACGAAAAAAAGCCGAGUCACGUCACAAAUAGCUGUCCAUUCUUGGUUCGACCCGGCAAUCAUCGUUGCAUGAGUUUUCCUAGUGGAAUAAAACUAGUCCCACAAACAGCUACACAAAAAUCGGUUUUAAAGGGUACUACGUGGUUUGGGAGCCGGACAAAUUUCUUUUAUUUCUGAUCCAUUUUCCGCUAAGAUAUUCUAGCUAAUUUGUUGAGCUUGUGGGACAUAGCAACGGUAACUAAGGGGAGCGGUACCAUGAAUGAAUAUGGAGGGCAAAAAUGUAUGGCAGCAAUGAUGGAAGAUGUUACCAAAAAAAAAAAAAAGGAUUACAUUUUAACAUAUCUUUGGGUAAAUAUUUAUAACAUGGCAAAUAUGAUUUCCUCACACGAGAAAAAGAAUAAAAACUAGAAUAGAAA